AGUCGGGGAAGGAGGGAGACGAGUCGGCUGGACAUGGGGCUCUGUGCUGUUCUCCUCAUCUGUCUCUCCCAGGCGGAGCUGGGGCGAGCGUGGGCUCCAGAGCACGAAGAUGCAGCGACUUCUCUGCAGACAGAUGGGGGUCCGUCCGGGUUCCACUCAGCCAGGGGGGGGCAGGCGACCUCCCACAGACACAGAGAGGCCCGCAGCUCGCCGGAUGGAGGCGGGGGGGAAGGAGUCGAUAUCAGCCCCCUGCCCAUCAACAUGACACGUAUCUUGGACUCCCACAGGUACUACAGAUGGCAGAGCUUCGGUCCGACAGACACACGCACCGAGGAGCUGUGGGUGGACAUGAAUGCCUUCCACACCAGCCAAGUCCGAAUCCACGGCAUUCUGUCCAACGCUCAUCGCCAGGCAGCGAGGGUGGCGCUGUCUUUCGAUUUCCCCUUUUACGGACACAGCUUGAGACAAAUUAUCGUAGCGACCGGGGGGUUCAUCUUCAUGGGGGAGGUCACUCACCGGAUGCUCACCGCCACGCAGUACGUCGCCCCCCUCAUGGCCAACUUUGACCCCAGCUUCUCCAAAAACUCCACCGUGAGAUACUUGGACAACGGGAAUCUGUUCGUGGUGCAGUGGGACAAGGUGCGGCUAAAAGACCGAGAGGCUGAAGGAGCGUUCACCUUCCAGGCCGCCCUCCACCGGAACGGCACCAUCGCUUUCAACUACAGGGAUAUCCCCUUACCAGUCGAGCAAAUCAACUCCACCGAGCAUCCGGUGAAGGUGGGACUGUCUGAUGCUUUCAUGGCAUCGCUCCCCUCCGGUCAGGCCUCAGGACCGAAGCAGUAUUCCAUCUACGAGUACAAUCGUGUGGAGAUCAACACGACGAGCCUCGGGAACGGAUCUGCCUUCGAGUUCACUCCUCUACCCACUUGUCUCCAGCACACGUCCUGCGACAUCUGCCUAACAUCCAACCUGACAAGCGGCUGCGGCUGGUGCAACACACUCCAACGAUGUUCCGACAGUAUCGACCGACACAGACAAGAGUGGUUUGACUAUAACUGCCCCGAGCAGGCUAAAGGCUCAUGUGAGGACUACAACCCGAUUCUACCCGAGGGAUCGAUGAGCUCCUUCAACCUCACCUCCCCUGGUCCGACACCUUCUUCAGCACCGCUCGAGGUUCAGCCGACCACUAGUGAUCUACAGACGAGUCCUCCAAAGCACAAUGGGAUAACAGAGAACACAGCCAUCAUAGCAGGCGUGGUGGCUGCCCUGGUUCUGCUGGUAGCGUUGACCUUACUGGCCGUCUACUACAUCAACACGCACCCCACAGUUGCUCCACCCUUCUACCUCAUGCAGCGACGCACCAACAACUACUGGCCCUCCAUGAAGUUCCACAACCAGGGCUGCGACUCCAGCUACGCUGAGGUCGAGCUCGGGGGUCACGAAAAGGACGGUUUCAUCGAAGCGGAGCAGUGCAUCUAA
Molecule: messenger RNA, 1479 nt
Organism: Limanda limanda (common dab)
Lineage: Eukaryota; Metazoa; Chordata; Actinopteri; Pleuronectiformes; Pleuronectidae
Product: plexin domain-containing protein 1-like
Exons: 13
Coding region: 34-1479 (481 amino acids)
Source: RefSeq, a predicted model, not a curated record